ACCGCACAGUGUGUUGUGCGCGACCGAAUGGGUCGUAGUAUUUACGAACUAUGUCUUAUACCUCUGUGGUUUUACACGUUACGAUAACAUCGCAAAAAAAUCGUAUGAAUAUUUUAAAUGAGUUUAUAUAGUUAAUAAUACCUAAUAUUGGAAGUGUUAAAAAAAAAAUCAUAUACUUACCUAAACGAUUUCGGUUACAACAGAAUUUGAAUAAAAUGAUUUUAAAUUUCUUCAAGAUUUUUUGUUUCACUAUGGCAAUAAAAAAUUUUCCUGGACGAACACUAGGAGUAAAAUUGGGUGAAAUGUGUUUAUCUAAUCAAGAAUGUGACACAGGAUUUAGCAGAUGUCACCAGGAGUCUGGAAUUUGUUCUUGUUUACCAUACUACGCAAGAGUGAACAAUACAUGUUUACAAUCUACACUUUUAGGAUUUGAGUGUGUUGUGGAUGAGCAAUGUUCAUUGAAAGUAGCUAAUAGCAGAUGCCUUAAUAAUGUAUGCGAGUGCGAAUCGAAGUUUUGGCAGUAUCGAAGACAUACGUGUUUAUCUCCUGCCAAACUGGGAGAAGUGUGUUAUAGUGACACUCAUUGUGCACUGUCGGAUGAAAAUAACCGAUGCCAGUUCACUAUGCCUGGUGUGUUUGGAUUUUGUAUUUGUGAUCCUGCUUCCCCGGAUUGUGUAUACAAAGGACAAGAUUCGAUUUUGAUUAAACCUAAUAGUUCAGCAUUCAAAUACCCAUUUAGUAAACCAGAUGUGAAGAAAAAAUUUCCGUACCAAAAACGACCUUGGCAAACGGAUGAUCUGCGACACACAACGACUACCUCAACAAUUAAGCCAUUACGACCAAUCAAUAAACCACAAAUGCCUCCUCUAAAACGGCCCAUUAUAAAAACAAAUUUAACGAAUAAUGGUAUAAAAUCUACUGCCGUUCCGGUGACGAACACUCAGUCAUCUGUAAUUUCUCUCAACUACACAACAGUUGCAUCGAAGAACAUAACAUUUAAGCCUCAAUUUGCUACAGUGCCCACGCCAUCACCAAUAAAAAUUUACUUAAAAAGUCCAUUGAAAGAUUCACAAAAUAAAAGCCAAACAAUUGUUAACGACUCAUCUAUAAAAGUUCAUAAGAAACCAAUUAGUAAUACAGGUAUUAUGUUAAGGAAGGGAGACCCCAAACGACGCAUUAGUCUUGGAUUUCCGUGUGUUAGCGACGCACAGUGUAUGCGAAAUGAUGAAAACUCAAGAUGCCUACAUGGAAUUUGUGAUUGCCUACCAAACAAUAAGACAAUUGAUCAGUGUUCAGCGAAAACUCGAGGUUGCUUACAGAAUACAUUCCAAUGCCGAUCUAGUGGUAAAUGCAUUAGUUGGUUCUUUGUAUGCGAUGGCCGAACGGGUGACUGUGGGGAAGACGACAAUUCGGAUGAAGAAUGUUCGGGUAAUCAGCAAUGUCCGAGUACCACGUUUGCUUGUCGGUCUGGCAAAGGCCCCAGGAAUUUAUGCGUUUCUAGAUCAACGCGAUGCGAUGGUGUGAAAAAUUGUCCACUCGGGGAUGACGAAGAGGGCUGCAACGCCGUUGAACAUAAAGGGUGUCCGGCGUAUACGUUCCAGUGCGGCGACGGUCAGUGUCUACCCGAGUACGAGUUGUGCAACGCGGUGGUGACGUGCGCCGACAAAUCGGACGAGUUGGAAGGCCUGUGUGGCGGCGGCGGCUCACCGAUGACCGUCGGCAACCGGACAUCCGCCGCGCGUCCCCCGCAGCCGUUGACCCGGGUCCGCGGAGCCUACCGGCACAGCCCGGCCGAAUGCCCUUUCCGGUGUAGGAACGGCCGGUGCCGAUCGACCGCUGUUCUGUGUUCCGGUCGGGACGGAUGUGGCGACGGGUCGGACGAAUCGGGCUGUUCUGUUUGCAAAUGCCCUGCAGUUUCAUAAAAAUAUAUUGAAGUUCUUAUUUUGAGAAGAUUAUGGUAUUAACAGUUCUACCCCUACGAUGCUCAUCAGUACAUUCACUUCUACUUUAUGGCGUACCUAUACUAUAAUAUUAAGUAUACCUUUACAUAAUGGAAUACAACAAGUGUAAUUUUGUACAUAUAUUAUUAUAAUGUAUCUUUAUGUUUGAAACAAAAAAUAUUUGUAUUUUGUUUAUUAGA
This is a messenger RNA of Acyrthosiphon pisum (pea aphid), 2140 nucleotides long. RefSeq lists its product as uncharacterized. NCBI's taxonomy places the organism in Eukaryota, Metazoa, Arthropoda, Insecta, Hemiptera, Aphididae. The record is from RefSeq and is a predicted model, not a curated record. Gene Ontology annotation, molecular function: protein binding. The transcript has 8 exons. Bases 216 to 1922 code for a protein of 568 amino acids.